AUGGAGAGAAGACUAGUACUGGAACAAGAUCAGGAAAAAGAAAUUAGAAGACUUGAAGCAAUACAGAAGCAACAACAACAGGAAGAUCGUCGAAAACGGCAAGAACUUAAAGAGAAGCUGCGAGAAUACAAGGCCAAAGAAGAUGAAAUAGAAGCGGCAACACGGAGACAGGAAAUUGAGCAGAAGAGAGAAGCAGAAAAACUGGCAAAGCAAUUGGAGGACAUGAAACUGCAGCAGAAAAAAGAAAAAGAUGCAGAUGAGAAAAGACGAAGAUAUCUUGGUAACAUUUGA
Molecule: messenger RNA, 291 nt
Organism: Ostrea edulis (European flat oyster)
Lineage: Eukaryota; Metazoa; Mollusca; Bivalvia; Ostreida; Ostreidae
Exons: 10
Coding region: 1-291 (96 amino acids)
Source: RefSeq, a predicted model, not a curated record